AUGACUUUUAAAAAAUUGGUUUGCUUCCGGAGACCAAACUUUUUGAAAAAGAAACACAUUCACCAGAAGCAUGCUGGACCUGGAGCAGGUUAUGGGGAUGUCCACAUGUCCAUUCUGGAGCAAGACGGUCAGAUCUGCGUCCACCCAAAACUGGAUCCUUGUGACGCGUCGGUCAUCAAGUAUGACACAUUAGUGCCCCCAGUCAAUUGUUCCGGAGCUGAGGAGAACUGGAUUUACGUGGAGAACGGAACCUUUAGGAUUUCUCGGAACGCCCGCCUAAAAUACGGCGCAAUAACCUGUGAGUACGCGCCCAUGCUCAGAGGCAGGGGAGACUUUGCUGUUCGCCACGGGGAGCACAUCAAACCAAUGGCUGACGGCACCCCUUUGGUGUCGGAUUUUUUCAAGGUAGCAUGCAUCUCUCCCUCCGGCAAGAGGUACCACAACAUUCACGCAGGCAUAGCGUACAACGAAACACUGCACCAGCGGUAUCAGGGCGCCCCACCCCGAGAUACGAUACAGCACCCAGUCUACGAUGUCUUUAUGUUUGGAUUUGACUCUACAUCGCGUAUGGCAUGGUUGAGGAACUUGCCAAAGUCUAGAGAAUAUUUUCUCUCACAUCUUGGAGGCAUUGAACUGGAGGGCUACAACAUUGUUGGGGACGGCACUGUUCAGGCUUUGCUUCCCAUAUUAACCGGAAACACGGAGCAUGACCUUCACCCUGCCAGGCGAGGGGUGCCCGGAUCUCGCGAGGUGGAUGAUUUCCCUUGGAUCUGGAACACGUACAAGGAAGCUGGCUACGUGACAGCCUGGGCUGAAGAUAUGUCCCACAUUGGGACCUUUCAGCUACGGCUCCAUGGUUUCAAAGAGCAGCCGACGGACCACUCCAUGAGAACAUAUUUCUUGCUGUCUGAGCCAAUGCACCGCAAGUUCCUCCCUUGGUGUAUCGGUUCCGAGGCCAGGCACCAGCGGUUCUUACAGUGGUUCAGGGACAUGUACUCGAUGUACGGGAGAAAACCCAAGUUCAUGUUCGGGUUCCACUCCGAGUUCAGCCACAACAACAUCACUGAACUAAAGAAGAUGGAUGUUGACUUUAAAAACUUUUUGAGGUUCUUGUAUGCCAAUGGACACCUGGACAACACCAUCCUUAUCCUAAUGGGGGACCAUGGUGCUAGGGUCUCGGAGCUCAGGAACACGACGCAAGGGAAACUGGAAGAAAGGAUGCCUUAUUUUGCCUUCAUGUUACCGUCCUCUUUCCAGCGCCUAUACCCUGAAGCUGUUCAAAACAUUAGGCAGAAUGUGAAAAGGCUGACCACCCCUUUCGACAUCCAUGAGACAUUCCACCAGAUACUAAACAUGACCGGACCGGCAGUGGACCACUCCAUGAAAAGGGGGAUCAGCCUUUUUCGGCCAGUGCCCACGUCCAGGACAUGCGCGGAGGCAGGGGUAGAGCCGCACUGGUGUGCGUGUCUUCAGUGGACUGACGUGCAAAACGUCUCCGUAUCCUUACGCCUGUCCCGCGUGGCGGAGGAGUUUAUAAACUCGCUGACCAAAGACUUGCGGUCUAGCUGCGCGGAGCUCAAGGUGACCCAGGUCACACAAGUCUCUCGCGUGCAGCCAAACGUCAACGUGAUGAGAUUCAAAAAGAGCCAGGACCUCCACGGCGACGUCCCCGACUUCUCCGACUCCACGGACCUCGAGUCCGAAUUCUACCAGAUCUCGUUUCAAACCGCCCCGGGCGCCGGCAGAUUCGAGGCCACGAUUAGACAUUCCAAGUCCACCAACAAGUGGACGCUUAGUGAGUCAGACAUUAGCCGGACUAACCUUUACGGGAGUGACCCAGACUGCAUCGCCAACACGUUUCCAAACCUGAGGCCUUACUGCUAUUGUAUAAAACAAACUUUAUGAACAAAUUUUUUUUUGGUUUUAUGUAUCAUUUAUAACUUAAUUACUUCAGAGACAAGCUGUUGUAUGUUUAUUUUUUGUUUUGUUUUGUUUUUCUAGUUGUAUCGAAUCGUUUCAUUCUAGUUUAUUUUGUUUGAAAGGCUUGUGCAAUAAAAUAUAUUCAUUUUGUAUUCACGAAAGAUUAGUUUUGAUAUGAGAUCAAAUAAAAAUGAACUAAACGAAUGUCGACGUUUAACCUCUUUAAAACAAUCAGUAGAUUGACUCAACUUAGUUUAGAAGCAAUAAAUCACACUAAUCCACAGCUCACAAAUGCAAAAACACAAAACCAAUUAAAAUACUCCAUUAAAAAUCAAUUUUGUUAAUCCGUAUGCAAGGUUAAAUCCAUAUCCAUUGUAUGUCGAAGAGUUUCAUUUGAGGGAAGAUGACACCCUCGUUAACCGUAGGCCACAGAAACAGAUGACCAUUACAUUAUCUGCCCUACAGACAACAAGGUCUGAAUGGGGAGCUUUACUUCAUUUGCGGAUAGAAAGGGUUGUUUGAAUCCGUCAGGAUAACUAUUAAUUACUUUUGGUAUCUAAUUAACAUGCACAACUAGUUUAUAAUAUGAAUAUGCCUAACUUUCUAUUUUAGGUACGUCUUAAAUGUAUAAGAUAAGUUAAAUAUUUGUGUAUCUCAUGUUAUGCUUAAUAUUCAUUUCAAUACACACCUAUUUCACAACUA
Molecule: messenger RNA, 2622 nt
Organism: Biomphalaria glabrata
Lineage: Eukaryota; Metazoa; Mollusca; Gastropoda; Planorbidae
Exons: 8
Coding region: 1-1905 (634 amino acids)
Source: RefSeq, a predicted model, not a curated record